This is a messenger RNA of Bactrocera oleae (olive fruit fly), 2549 nucleotides long. It is a transcript of the gene mRpS30, whose product is annotated as mitochondrial ribosomal protein S30. Gene Ontology annotation, biological process: translation. Gene Ontology annotation, cellular component: mitochondrion; mitochondrial large ribosomal subunit; ribosome. Gene Ontology annotation, molecular function: structural constituent of ribosome. The record is from RefSeq and is a predicted model, not a curated record. Lineage: Eukaryota; Metazoa; Arthropoda; Insecta; Diptera; Tephritidae.
AUCUACAUACAGCCGGCUCCACAGUACCGGCAAGAAAUUAAGCUUUUUUCUUAACGUCAGGCGGUUUUCAAAAUAAUGCACUUAUGAUAACUAUUUCUUUUUUUUUUUUGAAUUUGCUAAUUUUCUUUUAAAUAUCUUGUCCGCGCUGAUGGGAAUUGUGCAAAUUAUACUCUUGCGAUUUUCCACUCGAUUCCGUUUUCCUUCUUUCCGCGUGUGACUUCUCAAAUUGUUGUUGUCAGAGUUUGUUUUAUAAAUUGCUUCAACCUGCAGGGUUGCUCAGAUAGUUCUCAUUAUAUAAUCUUUAUUACUUCAUAAAAAAUAUUAUGUAUAGGAGAAAGUUUGAGUGCGUAACGUAAAUAAUGAAAAAAAUAGUUUUUAUUAACAAUUAAUAUAAAAGUUUGACAGAUAGCAAUUGUUUAUUCCUGAUUCAUAAACACUGCGUUCCGAUUGUUAAAAAAAUUUAAUCCAUCUCCCAUCGUAUAUAUCAAUAUCAAAUAAUAGAAUAUUUAAAUAUGUAUAUGGAUCAUGAGGGAAUUAUCAUCAUAGUAAUUGAAUGCAAUGAUCUGAGUGGAUAAUAAUAAUUUUCUAUAUGUUGUGAUGAGACUAUUGGAACGGCUCUUUACUUUAAAAACGAAUCUAAAUAAAAAGUACGUACGGCAACAUUUUUAAUUUGCAUCAGCUGUUCUUUCAUAACCUGUUCAAUAGGCAAUCUGGUUGUGAAAAAUUAUUUAUAUUGGAAUAGUUUUUUGUGAUAAAAAUGUUAAGUUUAGGUAUAAGGUGGGAAACGUGUAGGAAACUACAGAUACUUUGUACGUCGCCUUGCCUUACAUCUCGAUUACAGUCAACAGUAGCAACAUCGACCAAAGCAAGCUAUGCACGCGAUAACACCGAGUAUACUGAUGAGCCAAUUUAUCCCGAAAUACAGGAUUUAUCAUUUAAAGCAUGCAAAGGGCGUGAAACUGAAAGUUGGCAUGAAGAAAUACGCAAAGUACCAACCGUGGAAGAGAAGCUAAUCAAAAUUAACAUGCCUCGUUAUUAUGGAUUCAAAGUUGUAAAUUUGAGUGACUCGAAAGUGCCUUACAACUGUUUGCCUGCCAUGCAGCACUACACUCGCACCAUUUACGAGGAUAUUAAGAUUAAAGAUCCUUUACAAGGAACCGCUCAAACCGAUGAUCAAAAAUUAGAUGUAUAUACUGAAUUAAUUAAAUCUGAUAUCAAAGAAGCAAUUGAAUUUGUACACGAUUAUUUUAGUAAUGCAUAUCCAGAUGCAGCGAAUAUGGAACCACAGGAAAAGGAAAACAUAUUCGGCCGACUUAUUGUUGAACAAGUAAACCGAACACUAAUUAAUGUAUUGUCAAGUGAUUUUCUUCAUCUCCAAGAAUCAGAAAUUGAUUACAGUCCAAGACACGAAGCUUUUUGGUCAGUGGGUGGAAUAAAUCCUCCAAAAAACGUUGUGAAGAGUAAAACUGGUCGUAAAUGGCAGAAGGAAAUGGCAAACGAUCCUUACAACCGCCUCAUGCAAUAUUCAGGAAAGCCUUUUCUUGCAAUACGCCAUCGAAACCAACUAACUCCAUGGAAAAACGAGUCGGAAUCAACAAAUAUCGAAUUAGCGAAAACUUUACCACGUUUUAACUAUGAUCCACGUACCCUAGGAUAUGUCUGUAGUCAUCAACACCUAACAAGUAUUCCAGGGUUCUGGCCUGGCAGCGCAAAUCUAUUUGGGAGCAUUUCUUAUCAGUCUCGAGCUUUUCUGCAAAUAAGACCAGAUACAUACGGAGUUGAAGAUUUCAAAGAGGCUUUACACUCUCAUGCAAUUCAAAGUAGUUAUUCUUGGUUAUUAGGACAAGCUGGUUACAACGGAUUUAAUACCUUUAAUGAUCUUACCUAUCCAAUGAAUACACAAACCGUUGUAACAAAUGGACGUGAUUGGUCAUUUUACGAAUACCAGUUAAACACGUUACUUGUACACUCACAUCAUGUAGAUGAUAAUCCGAAAGUUAAUUUUUGCCAAGGAACUGCUGAGAUGAGGCUAUUUGGUGAAAUAAAUAGUUCUGGUGAAGUUGUGGAUUUUAACGAGGAUGUCUUGCGAUAUCUUAUACGCUUUUAUAUAAAUGCACCGCAGAUCCAUAGAUCUGCAAGAGAACUACAUCCCUAUUUGGGAUCAGAUGUUAAGUAUAUAGCUGAUUAUGAAAAUGCGGAGAAGCGCGAAUUUUUAGAACGUGUUUUUAAAAAUUUAAUGUCCAAUCGACCUCGACAUUUAGCUAUCCCUGAAAUCUAUCUUUGGGAAAAGAUUUAUAAAAUUGAUAACAAAACGAGAGUCAUGGAGCCAAAACGUCGCUUCUUUGAGUUAGGCAUAAAUCCAUGGUUGCGAAAAUUGGAUCAACAUCAAAAGGAGUACAUACCAAGAGCAUUGCGACCAGAAGGCCCCAAGAGUAAAAAGAAGUGGAAGGAGAGUUUUUAUCCAUGAAUUGUAAAUUAAUUGUAUACGAAAUCAUUGUUAUAAACUUUCCGAACUCAACAAAGUUUGCUUUUAAGCCGUCUAUCGAUUA